Messenger RNA from Durusdinium trenchii, 1422 nucleotides. The record is from the annotation of a GenBank genome assembly. NCBI's taxonomy places the organism in Eukaryota, Dinophyceae, Suessiales, Symbiodiniaceae.
ACUCUUUCUUGAGAGAGUGUUCUUGGCCGGUGCCCCAUGGCGGGCUUGUCCCAUGCGAUCCGCGCUGCCGAAGCAGCGCCGGGUCGUGGCGACGUCCGUGGAUCAGCUGCGUCGGGUUACUUCGCUGCGGGGUGUGGAGCGCUCAGCGGCCCUGUGUGCCGUUUGGCGAUGGAAGGAGUCUGCAGAAGCUUCUCCUUUGGUUCUGGAUCCGUUUGCGGGAGAGCUUGCGCAGGAAGCACUUGGGACUGAAGCCGUGUCCAAGCUCGCUAACGCGACGUUCGCCUCCAGCCUCCAGUACCUGCUGGCGCUGCGUACCCGUUUGCUGGAUGACCUCUUAAUCGCCAGCCAACGCCACCAACCAGUCGAACAGGUGGUGCAGCUGGCCGUUGGCUGCGACACCCGAGCGCUGCGCUUGGGCUCGACGUCCAGCUGUCGUUUCUUUGAGGUCGACACUCAGCGCAUGGUCGAUUUUCGAAAGAGGUGGGUGCAGCAGCAACGUAUCGUGCAAGUGGGAUUCGAUCUGAAAGAGCCGGAGCUUUUGGUGCCUGCUCUGGUGGAUGUGGGAUUCGAUCCGCGCCGCCGGACGGCCUGGCUUUGCGAGGGUUUGUUGGAGUACCACGAGCCGAGCUUCACCAGCGCUUUGCUGAAGGCGUUGGAUGCUGCUGGACCACAGCUCUUAAUCCUGGCAGUGCUUGAUCCCUACUGGUUGGAGUUUUUGGCCAAGGAGCAUGAGCAAAGGCCGGUGCGCAUGGCCUGGAAGCAUGGGGGCCCAACGUCUUUUGGUGUUUUUGUUGGACAGCCAGGCCCAGCCGCUUGCCGCCGCUGGAGUGGCACCGAGCACGGCUGGCGGAGUGCGGCUGGGAGAUCCAGCAGCAGCUCAGUGAGCUCAGGAACCUUUGCGAUGCCAGAGCCGAGGUGGGUGAGGUGAAGAGCCUGUUUCAUGUGCUCGUGGCUGAAAAAGGCGAAGAUGGCUUUUUGUUGACGUCCACGUGCUGCCAACGACUUGAUUUACCCUCCCUGCAACAAUCAUGGUUACGUGGACUGUGGCCCCUCUUGGUAGAUAAAAAUCGUCUUCCAAAGGGGCCACGCCCUCCACUUCCAUGAUUGUUUCAGGGAGUCUACUUGAUUUGUAAGGGUCCCAAAGGCGCCGCGCCUGUUCCAAGUGCAGUGUCGUCGUGCAAAUGGGCCGGGACGUGUCAGGCUGCAUUCUCACCCUAUUACUGCCCAGGCCGAAUGAAGUGAGGCUCCUUUCAACGGUGACCAUGAACGUUGUCGUGAGUCCUUUUCACGAACUUUGUGCGGACGCAGCCAUCUCAAUCAACCUAUUCGGCAAUCAUGGAGCCCUGUAGGUGGGCCACUGCAAAUGUAGACAAUCGACCCAGGUGUAGGAUAUUGGAAUGUAAUCCAAAAUGCAGGAGCGCC